AUGGUGGCAAAAACGAACCAGCGCUUCAGUUAGCUAGCACAUUAGCGAACUAGCAAGAGUAUAGCGACAGAAAACAGCUAUAGCUUGCUAGCUAGUAGUGUACUAGCCAGGAUUGAAAAUGGCUAGCUAACUACUGGAUGUGAAGAUCUAGCAACAUAUGAAGGAGCGUUGCAAACCAUUAUCAAACCCGAACAUUUCUAUUUUUGAACAGCUGUUUACAAUGGACCUUCCACAUGGCUACCGAGCAAGUGGUAAGUAACGUUAGCUAGCUAAAAGGUUCUCUACGCUAGCAAAUUUAACUAGCUCGCUUAGGCAAGGCUGUCAUUGCAUCAUGCAUGAAUUGUUGUUGUCAAGGUAGUUACAGGUUGAAUACUCAUUAUUGUCACUCUUUGAAUCUCAUAAUUGCCUUGUAACUCAAUAUUGCCAUGGUCCACAGUCUAGCUGAGGAACCCCGGCUCAACUCCGUUUUCUUAUAUGGCUGCUGAGUUGAGAUUUGAUGACUGGGUCGCGGAAUUUGCUAGCAACAACAUUGAGUCACCAUCAGUCGAUUCUGAAAAACGCAUGACUGUACCUAUGUUUGUCUGGUAGAAGUGCGGUCCUUCUGUGGGGUGCUGAAAUUCAUACUUUAAAUAAAAACUUUUAGCGAAUACAACCACCAACUUUUUUUUUUUUCUUCUCGUUGAAGUCCCAAUGAUGCCGGAGUGCUCGGAACCAAUUGAAUCUCAGUUUACGCAGUAUAAGCAACGAGGAAAAAGUCGGUGGUUGUAUUCGCAUAAAGUUUAUUAGAAGUAUUUUCAGCACCCCGUGGAAGGACCGCAGUUGUACAGGACAAACAUAGUUACGGGUAAACGUUUUCAGAAUGUUUAUUUUUACAAUAAUCGACUUUUGGUGACAAUGUUGUUGCAAACGGAUACCGAGACCAGUCAUCAAAACUCAACUCAGCCUCGAUAUAAGAGAACGGAGUUGAAGGUUCCCCAGCUAGCUCCACACCUGCCUUAAAUACACAAAUAUUAUUACAAUAAUAUAUGAAGUCAUUUUUCACAUCACAUUUAUUAUCAAUACAAAAUAUGUCUGAUAUGACGUCAUACAAUACUACUACUGACUAACACACCUAUCUCACAAGUCCCAGUUCUCAUCUCCAUCUGUAGCAAAGCCAAGAGCUCGUGCAGCUCCCCACGCUGGGGACCCUCUCCUCUUUGAAGAUACCAGUUCUGCAGCGCCACCAAUGAACAAUCAGGGUUACUACACUACUGGAUACAACAUGGGAGGGGCUCCAGCUGGAGGACCAGGGGAUGCUGGGGUCAACAACCUGUUUGCUGACCCAAUGGCCAGUACAGCCAUGAUGUAUGGCUCUUCCCUGGCCAACCAGGGAAAGGAUAUUGUCAGCAAGGAGGUGAGAGAAUCACACUAGAGGCUGGUCUCAUUUUCAUUGGGACGAUGGCUACGUUCCAAAAAACUAACAGCUGAAUGCACUAGAGUUGCAGCAGGUACAGUGCCUUAGGAAGGUAUUCAGACCCCUUGACUUUUUCCACAUUUUGGUACAUUAGCCUUAUUCUAAAAUGGAUAAAAUAAAAUAGCAAUCUACACACAAUACCCCAUAAUGACAAAAUUGAAAACAGAUUUUUAGAAUUUUUUGCAAAUGUAUAAAUAAAUAAAAAACGGAAACCUUAUUUACAUAAGUAUUCAGACUCUUUGCUAUGAGACUCGAAAUUGAGCUCAGGUGCAUCCAGUUUCCAUUGGUAAUCCUUGAGCUGUUUCUACAACUUGAUUGGUGUCCACCUGUGGUAAAUUCAAUUGAUUGGACAUGAUUUGGAAAGGCACACACCUGUCUAUGUAAGGUCCCACAGUUGACAGUGCAUGUCAAAGCAAAAACCAAGCCAUGAGGUUGAAGGAAUUGUCCGUAGAGCUCCGAGACAGGAUUGUGUCGAGGCAAAGAUCUGGUGAAGGGUACCAAAACAUUUCUGCAGGAUUGAAGGUCCCCAAGAACACAGUGGCCUCAAUCAUUCUUAAAUGGAAGAAGUUUGGAACCACCAAGACUCUUCCUUGAGCUGUCCGCCCGGCCAAACUGAGCAAUCGGGGGAGAAGGGCCUUGGUCAGGGAGGUGACCAAGAACCCGAUGGUUACUCUGAUAGAGCUCUAGAGUUCCUCUGUGGAGAUGGGAGAACUUUCCAGAAGAAUAACCAUCUCUGCAGCACUCCACCAAUCAGGCCUUUGUGGUAGUGUGGCCAGACGGAAGCCACUCCUCAGUAAAAGGCACAUGACAGCCCGCUUGGAGUUUGCCAAAAGGCACCUAAAGACUCUCAGACCUUGAGACACAAGGUUCUCUGGUCUGAUGAAACCAAGAUUGAACUCUUUGGCCUGAAUGCCAAGCGUCACGUCUGGAGGAAACCUGGCACCAUCCCUACGGUGAAGCAUGGUGGUGGCAGCAUCAUGCUGUGGGGAUGUUUUUCAGCGGCAGGGACUGGGAAACUAGUCAGGAUCGAGGCAAAGAUGAACGGAGGAAAGUACAGAGAUCCUUGACAAAAACCUGCUCCACAGCACUCAGGACCUCAGACUGGGGCGAAGGUUCACCUUCCAACAGGACAAUGACCCUAAGCACACAGCCAAGACAGUGCAGGAGUGGCUUCAGGUCAAGUCUCUGAAUGUCCUUGAGUGGCCCAGCCAGAGUCCGGACUUAAACCCGAUCUAACAUAUCUGGAGAGACCUGAAAAUAGCUGUGCAGCAACGCUCCCCAUCCAACCUGACAGAGCUUGAGAGGAUUUGCAGCGAAGAAUGGGAGAAACUCUCCAAAUACAGGUGUGCCAAGCUUGUAGCAUCAUACCCAAGAGGACUCGAGGCUGUAAUUGCUGCCAAAGGUGCUUCAACAAAGUACUGAGUAAAGGGUAUGAAUACUUAUGUAAAUGUUAUAUUUCAGUUUUUUAUUUUGAAUAAAUUAGCAAACAUUUCUAAAAACCUGUUUUUCCUUUGUCAUUAUGGUGUAUUGUGUGUAGAUUGAGGGGAGAAAACAAUUUUAACAAUUUCAGAAUAAGGCUGUAACCUAACAAAAUGUGGAAAAAGUCAAGGGGUCUGAAUACUUUCCGAAGGCAUUGCGUUCAAGUGUGGAUCCUUUCAGAUCAACUCGGGGAUGAGAUUUUAUCAAAGGGCUUCAGCCAGAUAUGGAUAAAGAUUGGAUGGUUAGGGUUAGCUGUGUAUGAGGUAGCCACAUGAGCUCUAGAGCUGGUCUGCAUCUGUUACUUGGCUUAGUUUGUGCCUGAUGGAGCCUACUGUUGACCUCUUUCAUAGUUUGUUCCUUAGAAGCAUUGUGACACAUUACUCUGUCCGACUCUUGAUGCUGGAUGAGACUGCGCCAACCAUCUUUGACUGUGCUUAUGAUGACAGAGAAAUUCACUUGUGCAAUCUCUGUCUCUUUAGAUCAGCAGGUACGUGUCUGUGAACAAACUGAAGUAUUUCUUUGCCGUUGAUUCCAAAUAUGUAAUGAAGAAACUACUGCUCCUCAUGUUUCCAUACACACACCAGGUAAUCAAGUCAUUUAUUACGUCAUAUCACAUCCUUACACAUGAUGUUCCACAGAGUAUGAUACCCAACAGCACUGUAGCACACACUGGUGUGUCAAAGUCAUGGAGAUAGUCUUGGCAUUCCUCCUUCGUCUCGUCUCAUGUUCUCUUGCACCUAUCUAAUAGUCAGGCCUCCAAACAAGAUAAUCACUCUGCUAGCACUUGUGUGUUUUGAUGUUGAGGUCACACAGAAGAUUAACAUUGCCUCUGUUACGGAUGUAAAAAGGACCGCUGCAUUUGUGUUUCAUAAAUUUUUAUAUUAACAAGCCUGAUCAGUUUCCACACAAUUUCCAUACUCAGAUUAGGAUACAUUGUUAAACAGACAUUCUGUGACCUGAUCAAUGUUAUUUUCAGCAAUAACUUCUCUAUGAUGUGUAAAUACAUUUCACAUGUUGUUAUUUCAAUAGGACUGGGAAGUUCGUUACCACAGAGACACUCCUCUCACACCCAGGCAUGAUGUGAAUGCGCCCGACCUUUACAUACCGUGUAAGUUAAUUUUAUGAUAUCAGAAAGAUGUUUAAUAUCAUUCAUCUUUCAUGAUGGAAUCUUUUGAAUUGGAAUACACACUUUGAAUUGUUUUGUUUAUUACUGUAUUGUUUUUCAGCAAUGGCUUUCAUCACCUACAUUUUGCUAGCUGGGAUGGCCCUUGGCAUUCAGAAGAGGUUACUUCAACUAUUAUUAUAAUUAUAACUACGUUUUCUUUAGAACUGUACAAACACGGUCAAGCAAAUAUAUGAUUUCUGUAAUGUUACAGAUACAAUUUAUUCAUUUCAUUAACACAGUACUUGUAACUUAAUCAACAAACUAAAGUUCUUCCCUCAUAAUUAUUAUUGUCUCUUCUUCAAUGGCAGGUUCAGUCCAGAGGUCCUUGGUCUGUGUGCCAGCACUGCUUUGGUGUGGGUUGUCAUAGAGGUCUUGGUCAUGUUGCUGAGUCUCUACCUUCUCUCUGUUCACUCUGACCUAUCCAUCUUUGACCUCGUUGCCUACAGUGGAUACAAAUAUGUGGGGUAAGGGCUCCAAUAGAUCUGUGUUGUUAUCUAGACUCUGUAAGAUUUGUUUUAACUUCACGUUGUUACAUUUGUUCACACAUUACUAUGAUACCCCUGUUUUUUUAGCAUGAUGAUUCUAUGUUUUAGGAUGAUUUUCACAGUGCUGGGUGGUCUGCUGUUUGGCAGUGAUGGGUACUUCGUGGCUCUCACCUGGUCAUCGUGUGCCCUUAUGUUUUUCAUUGUAAGUACUUGAGAACUCUGGAAAUGUUUCAGAUAUUCUCUUAACUAGUAAUGCAUGCUUAAUGCACGAUAGGAAGCAAGUUGACAUGGUUUAAUUAGUUUUUCUUACUUUAAACUUUAUUUCCAAGAGUAAACAUAAUUUUGAUCAUCCCAUCAGGUCCACUCUCUCAAAAUGAAGAUUCUGUCGUCUCUCUCCCAUGACUCCAUGGGGGCUGGGGCGAGUGCCAAACCAAGACUCCGCCUGUACAUCACCGUGGCCACCGCAGUUUUUCAGCCAAUCAUUAUCUACUGGCUCACCUCACAUCUGGUCAGGUGACCUGGUAUGGGGUCUGACCCUAAGGUCCAUUGGUAUCAAGCUUUUAAAAAACACAUGUUGAUGCUUUCUACAAACUUCCUUCUUGUGAGUGUCACUGUUACCUGCCUUUCAGCUCAUCUGCCAGGGAAAACGGGAUAAUCGAUAUUGAGCUUUAUCUUGUGUUCAGCUUGUGGGUUAAAGCUUUAAAUGAACAUUUAUUUUUGACUUUUGUAGGUGUGAGACUUUUGUAUGCAAGACAUCACUUGUCACAAUGGAAGGCUUUUAUGUUUUCCCACCAUGAGUGUUUUACAGACAGUCAUUUUUGGCCACCUUAUUUAUAGAGAAAGAAGGGCUUUGUAUUCAUGAAAUUGGAAGUUAUGAUAAAUGUUUCACGCCACACUCCAGUUCUUCCUCUAAAGUGUCCUGUUUAUGUUGUCCAUUUGGGUUUACCAGAAAUGUUGCAAUGUGGUUAAAUGGAAAAUGAUUGAGCUACUUGGAGGAUGUGCUACCAGUGCCCUCUCCAUUUUAGCCUUCCCUGUUAAUCCCUCCUUUUAUUAUUUAUCUAAACUUUGUGGAGCAUGAACAACAUUGUUAGCAUUUUUAAAAAAUAAAAUAGAAUUUUAACCAUGCCUUU
Messenger RNA from Coregonus sp. 'balchen', 5712 nucleotides. The record is from the annotation of a GenBank genome assembly. NCBI's taxonomy places the organism in Eukaryota, Metazoa, Chordata, Actinopteri, Salmoniformes, Salmonidae.